GUGAAACUAUAUAUCUUUUUACAUUUCCUUGUAGUAACCGUCUUUCAUUUAUAUCCUCCAGAUCUAAGUACACAAAUAUUCUAAUCCUCACCCAAACCCACCAAAAACCGUCAUUAAAUCCCCAUCACCCUUUCUCUCUCCUCACUUCACUCUCUCUCCGAGCACGAUGCAGUACAACAACCUCGGCCGAUCAGGUCUCAAAGUAAGCCAGUUAUCCUACGGAGCAUGGGUAAGCUUCGGAAACCAACUCGACGUCAAAGAAGCCAAGUCACUCCUCCAAUGUUGCCGUGAUCACGGCGUCAACUUCUUCGACAACGCCGAAAUCUACGCCAACGGCCGAGCCGAAGAGAUCAUGGGACAAUCCAUCCGUGAACUCGGCUGGAAACGCUCUGACAUCGUUGUUUCGACUAAGAUCUUCUGGGGCGGUCAGGGUCCCAACGACAAGGGACUUUCGCGGAAGCAUAUCGUGGAAGGCACGCGCGCUUCGCUUAAGCGCCUUGAUAUGGAGUAUGUGGAUGUUAUCUACUGUCACCGGCCUGAUGUUAGUACUCCGAUUGAAGAAACGGUUAGAGCUAUGAAUCAUGUGAUUGAUAAUGGAUGGGCGUUUUAUUGGGGGACCAGUGAGUGGUCGUCGCAGCAGAUUACCGAGGCUUGGUCGGUUGCGAAUCGGUUGGACUUGGUUGGACCGAUUGUUGAACAGCCUGAGUAUAACCUCUUGAACAGGCACAAGGUUGAGACUGAGUAUCUUCCACUGUAUUCUACAUAUGGAUUGGGUCUCACCACUUGGAGCCCACUUGGAUCUGGAGUGCUCACUGGAAAGUACAAGAAAGGAGUUAUUCCCUCAGAUAGCCGUUUUGCUUUGGAGAAUUACAAAAAUCUUGCAUCUCGAUCACUGGUUGAUGAUGUGCUAAAAAAGGUUGAUGGCUUAAAGCCGAUAGCAGAUGAAUUGGGUGUGCCAUUAGCACAACUCUCAAUUGCGUGGUGUGCUGCCAAUCCUAAUGUUUCGUCAGUUAUUUGUGGUGCUACCAAAGAGUCUCAGAUUCAAGAGAACAUGAAGGCUAUUAAUGUCAUUCCACUACUGACUCCUGCUGUGAUGGAGAAGAUUGAGGCUGUUGUUCAAACCAAACCAAAGCGCCCUGAUUCAUAUAGAUGAGUUUAAGGGUUUUCAUAUGAUACACGACAUAUAUGUGCAUUCAAUGGGUGGUUUCAUGAUCCCAUUUCAUGGGAUUGCAACUUUAUGUGAAAGUUGAUUGUUGUUACUGAUGUUUACUCUGGUACUGAAUAUGCCUUUUCAAUUUUGGGUUUGAAUUUUCCCAAUGGGUUUUAGGAGCAAUAUACUCCAAUGAUUUAUAACUUGGGUUUAUUUUCCUCCCUAAUUGAUAUAUGCUUAUGGUUUUGAUA
Lathyrus oleraceus (garden pea) is the source of this 1401-nucleotide messenger RNA. Its product is annotated as probable voltage-gated potassium channel subunit beta. The transcript is spliced from 4 exons. The record is from RefSeq and is a predicted model, not a curated record. Bases 167 to 1153 code for a protein of 328 amino acids. NCBI's taxonomy places the organism in Eukaryota, Viridiplantae, Streptophyta, Magnoliopsida, Fabales, Fabaceae.